Molecule: messenger RNA, 369 nt
Organism: Suillus discolor
Lineage: Eukaryota; Fungi; Basidiomycota; Agaricomycetes; Boletales; Suillaceae
Exons: 1
Biological process (GO): telomere maintenance; DNA repair
Molecular function (GO): DNA helicase activity
Source: RefSeq, a predicted model, not a curated record
AUGAACGAACUACACAAAGUUGAUGAUGAUGGUCAUAUAUCGUACCUCCAGCCCUCAGUUCAAGAACAUAUAUCUCCAGUCGACCCAUCAUGCCUUUUGAAGGAUCAAAGACGUGCCUAUGAUAUCAUUGAUUGGCACCUGUCGGAAACAUUGGCAGGACGCAAACCUCUGCAACUACUUAUGCAAAUACCAGGAGAAGGAGGAGUUGGAAAAUCAAAGACCAUCCAGAUCAUAACCGAAAACUUUCGGAGUCGAGGAGUCGAGUCUACGCUUGUGAAGGCAGCCUAUACUGGAAUUGCAGCAUCCAUCAUCAAUGGAAAGACUCUACAUGUCAUUGCACUCAUACCUCUCAAUGGUCGCCAACAAGGA